AUGAAUAAGAUAAAAGAGUUUUGUAGUGGGUACAUUAAAACUAUACUAUUUGCGAUUGAGUUUAAACCUCGAUUUUAAGUAUUUAAAUCAUUAUUACAAAGUUUCCUCAAGAGUUUUUUAUCAUUCCUCAUCUUUUACAUCAUGUUUAAUUAUUAGCCUUAUUUUUGGAUAGAUCUUCUGAUUAAUAAUUUGAUUAUGUUGUUUUACUAUCCCAUUUCUCUUUGUUUGAACCUAUGUUAACGGAAAGCUUAAGCAAAAUAUUUCUAUUUGUAAUUUUUGCAUUUUAAAUAAUUUUACUAUUUUAUCUACUUAUUGCAACAUUUGAAACUUAAAGAGUAGCUUUAAACUUUAAAUUAAGAUUAAUUUUAGAGAAGAAGAUAGAAUCAGUUAAUUCUAUUUUGCACUGGUACUUUACAUUUUAUAGUGUCUUCACAAUACCAAUAAUUGUAAUUAGUGUUAAAUUUAUGUUAACUGAUUAUUAUUUUUUUGGUUACUUUAACGCAAUUAUCUAAUUCUAUUAAGGAAUAAUACUUAUAUAUUUGUUAAGAAAUCAUAGAUUUGCUGAAAAUAAUUCUUUUAAAAGAAGAUUUGCCUAUGUUUAAUUGUUCAAUUAUACGAUUAGUUUCUUAUUAAUUUUUUUUAGAUUUUAUUCAGAAAUUACAUUUGUUAAAUAUAUAAUUGGAUUUUCUUAUGCAAUUUUGCAAAUAAUUGAUCAAUUUUAUAGUUGCCCAUAUAGAGAUCCUUUUCGAGAGCCAUCUUUAAAAGUAGCAAUGAUAUUAUUGAGCAGUAUGUUCAUAUGCUUACUGUUUUCAUUGGAAACUAUAAUAGAUGGAUAAUUAUUUUGGACUUUAUUUGUGGCUGGAUUAAUGAGUGGUGUAUCAACUUCAAUAAGUUCAUUAUUUCAUGAAUUUGCUAUGACAAAUUAUAAUUCUCGUUUCAAUUUAUAAGAAAAAUAUAUAAUUAUUGGAGUAGAUUAAUUUUAUAGUCACUUUAAUCAUUUUUAAACAAGUGAAUAUAAUAAAUUAACUUACUUUUAAUAAUUGAUAAAACAUAAUGAGAAUUGUUUAAGGCCUAAAUGUCCUUCUUAAAGAUCUAAAUUAUCUAAAAUUAAUUUUAAUGAUAAAAUAUAAUUACAAAAACUAACAAUUGAUGUAGUAAAUUGUAUUUUUAAGACUUGUCAUAGUAGAACUGUAGUAAAAAAUGGUGAAAUUCAUAAACCUAAAUUUGAGCAAUUACAAUUAUAAUACAUUAGUUUUUUAUCUUUAACAGCCUAAAGACCAUUAAUUGGCUAUGUAGAGUUAAGAAGAUAUUAAUAAGAUUAAAAUAGUGAUAAUUCGUUAUAUUUUAGAGAAUUGACAUCAAAAAUUUCUGCUGAGUUGGAAUUUUCAAUUUUAUAUCUUCAAGAAAGAAUGAUUUAAUAGUAAUUUAGAAAGGAAAGAUAUAUUGGAAGAGAAGAAAAAUUAACAAUUGCAUAAUUGUGGAGAAGUGUAAAUUUUUACUAAGAAAUAACUCCUAAAAUAAUAGAUGUGAUAGAAAAGAAAUAAAAGUUUUGGGAUAAUUUAAUUGAAGGUUAUGAUGAUUUAGAACCAUUUCAUAAAGAAUAGCUUUAAUUAUGUAAAUCUAUAGAUGAAUUGUAUAAGAAAAUUAAAUGUAUAAAUUAUGAUAAAUAUUUAAGCCACAAUUGUGAUUCCAGAGGUGUUUUUUGAUAGAUCAAAGGAUAUCAGUUUAUAAACAGUUCUCAAAACAUUGGAUCCAGAAGAUAGAAAUAUUAAUAUUCUAAAUUUGAAAUUAUAUUCUAUUCUAUAUUCAGUUAUAUUGAAUGAUUUUGAUAGAGUAAUAUAUGAUUAUAUUAUUUUAGGCAUUUUAAGCAGAAAAAUAAAUAGAAGAUUUAAUAAAGGAAGAUAGAUAGAAAUCUAUUGAAGUAAUUGAUGAUUGUGCUUUAUUAAAAGAUGAAGCUGUUAUUAUCUUAGUGAGUCUUGUAAAAAAGAAGGGACAUAUUGUGAAUAAGAAUUUGUUAACAUUAGCUAAUUUUUUUGAGUUUUAAAAUGUUUAAGAUAUAGCAGGAGUAUAUAUUUAAUAUAUAUUGAAGUAAACAUAAAUAUCAUCUUUCCUACCACCUGAUUUAAGGACAUUACAUGAUGCAUCCUUGAAUGAUUUUGUUUCAAAGGGAUUUACAAAAUACUCAGUUUAAAGCAUUCAUUCCUUUUAUUUAUAAAAAUAGGGUUAUUUGAGAGAAUGUUACAUUAAAAUGGGAAAUUUAUUUUAAGAUCCAUCUGAUUUUAUAUUAACUGGCUCAGUUCUUAGAUUAUAAACUUCUUAUGAUGUAAUUAUGUUUGAUAGCUAUGGUAAAAUUAUUGGAUGUACUUAAGAUUUUUUUGAAAAAAGAAUUUUACCUAAUAAUCCUAAUUUUACUAUGGAAAGAUUUGUAGAAUAAGGACAUAUUUUUAUGUUGAUGCCAUUUAUUUUAAUAAAUUUAAGAAAACUGGCUAAUGAAAUUGAAACAGAAUUUGUAGAUUAUACUUAUUUUCCAGAAUGUUUAUAAGAUAUCGGUUUAUAAUUUGGAUAAAUUUUUAAUGAUAGAUAAAAAUAUGAUCAAAAAUUAUCAUCCUAUAAUUUAACUACAAUAAAAUCAUAAUUAGCUUCUCAUGCUUCAGCAAUCUCAGCCAGAAGUUAUAAUAAUUAAGAUGAAUAGGUGAAAAUUAAAGGGUUAAAUAUUCCUAUGUUAUAAGUAGAUAAAGUGAAUUUAAUACUUGAUUUUUUAUAGAAAUAUCAUGAUGAAAAAUCUAUUAAAUGUGAUAUUCUUAAAAUCAAAUAUAAUAUAGAAUUUUAAAUAAUGGAAACAAAAAAAGAGAGAUAUCCUUAUUUUAUUCUAAAAUCAGAACCUCUAAGUGAAUUUGAAAGAUCUGAUUCAAGUUCAAUCAUACCUUAUAAAAAAUCUAUUAGAAGAACUUUAAUAGCACUUAAAUAUGGAGAAUCUUAAACUGGAGUAGAUUCAUCAAAUUCCAAAAAUUUUAUAACAAGAAAUUUUUAAUAAUACUAAGAUUAAUUAAAUGAAACUACAGAUAUAAAAGGACCUUCAGAUCAACAUUUAUUAGAAUAGAUUAUGGAAAUAAAUGACAUAUCAAAUACUAAAAAAUAAUAGGAUGAAUCAAAAGUAGUUUUUGAAAAUCCACAGAUUUCAAGGAUUGAAGAUCAAGAUUUCUAGUAAUUAGUUAAUGAAAUUGAAGAAAGUAAAAUAAUUGUUUAACAACCUGAAUAAGAGUAAUUUGAAGAUCCUAAAUAUGAUUCUGAAUUGAUAGAAAAAAAGUCUGAUAGUUCAAAAGAUUUAAAAUAAAAAAAAAAAAAUAAUAUAUUGGAUAUUUUAAGAAAAAAUAUUGCUAAUUAAGAAGUUUUAGAUCAUGAAAAUAAAUAAUCUUCUAAACCAAGUACAACAAAAACUUCUUCAUCAAAGUCUCCUUAUCUAUUAAUUAGAUCUCUAUAUUAACUUGGAGAAAUUAAUACAUAAAUUUGGCUUAUUAUCAUUGUAAAUAUUGUAGUUUGUUUGACAGCUUUAAUUUUGGUUUUCAUUAAAAAUUACAUUAUUUAAGGUAAUUAUUUCAGUUAUAAUUUAAGAUUAAUUUGGAAUUCUUUAAACUAAUUUAAAUUAUGUUCAAUAUCCAGAAAAAAUCAAUAACUACUUUUUAAAAACUUUAAUGUUUUCUUCUAACAUUCUUCAUUAAAAUUUAGGACUUGUAAAUUAUAGUUAAUUAGUGAACAAUGCUAUUAAAACUGAAUUUAGUAAUUUAGCAUUAAAUAUCGAAUACGAUUUAAAAAGUAUUUAUGAAGAUAUUAUUGCCUUUGAAAAUUAAGUAAUACCAUUAAAUGAUGAUCUCAAAAUAAUCAAUAAUUUAUAAGAGUUCGCCAUUAUAUUUGAUUUAACAAUAUUAUUAGAAUAAAUUUCAUCGAAUUCAAUUAAUUUAAAUUAGUAAAUCGAAAAUGAAUUAGAUGAAAAAUUCUUAUCAUUAAAUUUAUUUUUUAAGUUAAAUAUGGUCUAAGUAAUUACAGUAAGUAAAAGUUAUAUCAAUUAUUUAAAUGAAAAUUUAAUUUUUUAUGAGUAAUAAAUUGUUAAUGCUUUAAUUUAUAUUGUUGUGGCAGAGCUUUGUGUAAUAACAGCUUUUAUGUUUUUGAUAAUCAAAGUAUUAUAAGAUGUAAAUGAUUUAAUUAGAAAAAUAUUAAUUCUUAUAACAAAAUUAAGUGAAGAUGAUGUAAAUUAAAUUAAUAAGAUAUAUAAUGAACUAAAAAUUAUUUUAAAAGAUCCAAAAUAAGUUUUAUGGAAAUCAACUAAUUUUGUUAAAUACAUUUUUGAAUCAAACUUUGUAAAGGUAAAAUAGGAUAUAAAUUUUCUCUAAUCUUCUAUUGGAUCAAACCCUUCAAAUAAUAGCAAAUAGAAAUAAAAAAGGAGAUAUUAGAAUAGUUCCUUAACUUCAAGAGUGUAUAAUUUAAGAUUGCCUUAGAUUUGGAAUUAUGCAUUCUUAUUUUUAUCGUGGUUAUUUUUAGCUGGAUAUUUAUUGGGUGCAUUAGGAUUAUCUAUAUCAAUGGUUUAAUCGAUUAAACCAGCAAUAACAUUAAAUUUAUAAUUAAUAGAAUUUAAAUUAAAAUUCGAUUCUUUAAUAGUUUAUGGAGAAAUAUUGAAAACAGAUCAUUUGGUGAAUGAAAAAUUAAAUAAAAUUUUUCAAUUGUCUUAAAUUUAAUUUAAUUUAAGUGGGGUUUUAACAGAAUUUUUUUCUUUACAAGAAGGUUUUUAAGAUUAAUUAUCUGUAAUUUAUGAUUAAUUAGCAUCAAGCGCAUCCCUUUUAGAAGAAUAAAAAAACUCCUUAUUGAUUCCUUUUAGAAGUUCACUUUGUGAAAGUGAUCCUACUUUAGUUUCAUCUUGUACAUCUUCUUUAGAAUCAUCCUCUUCAGACAAUAGUUUGGAUUAUAUAUCUGGAGGAAUAGUUGAUAUGGUACAUGAAUUUUCUAAAACUUUGAAAACAUUCUGGUAGUCAAAUGAUUAUGCUAUAACUGAUUAUAAUCAAUUAGAAUCUUUUUUAUCUGGGUAAGUUCACACAACACAAUUUAUCCAUCAUUUUCUAUUUCAAGGAAAAAUUAUGGAAUAAAUUGCAAGUACUAUGCUAAGUUUAAAUAAAAGCACUUUAGACUCAGUUACUUAAAAGUUCCAGAUUUAUAUGUAUACUAUGGGAUUGACAUUGAUUAUCAUAUAUAUUAUAUGCUUUUACAAAUGGAUUUUAAGGUUAGAUAAUACAAUGUAUUUAACAAAAUUAGCUUUAACUUUAAUUCCUGCAGAUUCGUUGAAUGAAUAAAAGACAAUGACUGACUUAAAAAAUAUUUAAAAUGAUUGAGAAUCAUUAUUAUCUAUAUUCCAC
Messenger RNA from Paramecium sonneborni, 5402 nucleotides. NCBI's taxonomy places the organism in Eukaryota, Ciliophora, Oligohymenophorea, Peniculida, Parameciidae. The record is from the annotation of a GenBank genome assembly.